AGAAUAUGUCAAAUACAACUCUGCCCAAUGCAGCAACUAACUUCACAGAUCGCGGCGAACGGACGCUUGUAUCUUUGUGCUGUAAACGCCGUUAAGACGCAAAGCUGCGACAUUAGUCCAGGUGUUUUCAAAUUUGAUUAGAAUUUUGUUUUAUUUUGAAUUUUUUAAAUUAUCUAAUAUCAAAAAUAUAUUUUUAUAUUUUUGAUAUAUAUAUAUACAUUUAACAGAAGUAAUCGACUCACAAUUUAAAUAUUUCGAAAAAUAUAAAUUAGUUUAAAUAAAACUGCAGCGAAAAGGACCAAACAAGAAAUCUAAAAUGGCGCCAACAAAGAGUACCCGUGCAAUUCCCAAACAAGCAUCUGCCAUACCUAGUGACGAGCAUGUCUUACCUAUGAUUCGAAAAGGUCUACCCAGACGGACAGCCCAAAAUAUAGUAGAUCAAAAUAUGGACAUGGCCCAGACGCGUGGUAAGCGAAAGGCUGACAAUAGCCCAGUAAAAAAUGAAAAAGUGAAGCGUUCAGCGUUGGGGAAUCUCACGAAUAACGUAAAAAUGAUGACCAUGACCAGCACACUGCAUCCGGAGGAGGAUGCUAAGCAGCAAAUCACAUUAAAAAAGAAAGACAGCCAAAUCGGCCAACAUGAACAAAUAUUAAAAGUUCUUGAAACCGUUGGUGGUAAUAUAUUAAAUCGGCAUACACAACAUAAAAUUACAACAAGAGCGUCUGCAAAAAGUUUAUUAAUUGAGGAGACAAAUAAAAUUAUGACAUCGGCACCAAUAAAACUUAAAAAAAAUGGUCCUGUUGAACCACUUGCUCCAAUUGCACCUAACAUACCAAUGCCGAUCAAAGUACAAAAUAAACCUACACGUCGUAUUUCCAAUGAAUUUAAUAAGACUGAAGAGAGCUUAUACAUGUCCGCCCUUGAAGACAUAUCCAGUUCGGAAUCCGUACGCUUUUCAGGAAAUUUUGAUGCUGCCAAAAGACGUUCAGCAUUAAUGCAAUGUAAACCUGAGGAAAACCUUAAUGGUCUACCAAAGGAUGUUGAAGACUUCGAUAAAUUAAAUUGGGAUGAUCCUUUUGCAGUAUCACAUUACACAAUGGACAUUUUCAAUUACCUAAAGGAACGUGAAGAAAAAUUUCCAAUUACAGAUUAUAUGGUAAAGCAAGUAAAUCUGUCGAAAUGGAUGCGUUCUUUAUUAAUUGACUGGAUGGUUGAAGUACAGGAGACGUUUGAAUUAAACCAUGAGACGCUCUAUUUAGCUGUUAAGAUAGUUGAUCUCUAUUUGUGUCGUGUUGUAAUUAGCAAGGAUAAGUUACAAUUGUUAGGAGCCGCUGCACUUUUUAUAGCUUGCAAGUACGACGAACGUACACCUCCAUUAGUGGACGAUUUUCUCUAUAUAUGUGAUGGUGCAUACAAACACAAUGAACUUAUAAAAAUGGAAAUGAAUGCGCUCAAAACAAUUGACUACGAUAUAGGCAUUCCUUUGUCAUAUCGUUUCCUACGUCGAUAUGCUCGUUGUGCCAAAAUACAAAUGCCCACAUUAACGCUUGCACGUUACAUAUUAGAGUCAGCGUUAAUGGACUAUGAAACAAUAACAUUUAGUGAUUCGCAAAUGGCAGCAGCAACUUUGUUUAUGGCUUUGCGCAUGACUGGUGAAAAGAAAGCAUGGACCUCGACUCUUGAAUAUUACAGUGGAUAUAAAUUAGAAGAGUUUGCUGAAAUUGUAGUAGUUCUAAAUGCUGGAUUACACCGCAAACCAAAAGCUACAAUAAAGACAAUAAGAAGCAAGUAUUCUCACAAAAUAUUCCACGAAGUCGCCAAAGUUCCACUAAUGACCACUGCAAAAUUAUUCGAAGAUAAUUUAGACUUUAAUAGUAGUUUUAAUUUGGAUAACUUAAGCAGUUUCCCGGAUUCUAGUUAAAAUUAUAUUUUGUUAAUGUUUUUAUGUAUUUGUUGUUUUGUGUUGUGCAAAAAUUUUCUAUGUAACAAACAUAUUUUCAUAUUAUCAAUGUAAUUACCAUUGUCAUUACCAUUUAUAACAAUUUA
Molecule: messenger RNA, 2046 nt
Organism: Teleopsis dalmanni
Lineage: Eukaryota; Metazoa; Arthropoda; Insecta; Diptera; Diopsidae
Product: G2/mitotic-specific cyclin-B3-like
Exons: 1
Coding region: 317-1921 (534 amino acids)
Biological process (GO): regulation of cyclin-dependent protein serine/threonine kinase activity; mitotic cell cycle phase transition
Cellular component (GO): cyclin-dependent protein kinase holoenzyme complex; cytoplasm; centrosome
Molecular function (GO): cyclin-dependent protein serine/threonine kinase regulator activity
Source: RefSeq, a predicted model, not a curated record